AUGGGUUUCACUGCCAGAUUAAUAAUAUUUCAGCUAUUCUAAGCAUGUUUUAGCUUCAGAUCUUUUCAAACUGAAUUCAAUAAGGAGAUAUUUUAAAAAUCUUGUCCCGGCUAUCAGUAAUAUUGGCCAGAUAUUUAUCCCCAUAUGUGUGCAGGUAGUUUAGUUAUAAAAUUUAAGGUAUUCCAAGGGAAUGUUAUAAUACUAAUGAACUCAGACAAAUUAUAUUUAACAAUUAUGAAGUUCUAUGCCAUCCAUAGAUAAAAGGGUAUAUCCUAUAUUGGAAUUACGAUACUCAUUUACUUCUCGGAUGGUGGCCAUAUGUUAUGAUAUACUCACAUGAUCCAAAUGGAAAUUUAAUUUUUACAACUGAAGCAAUAUCUAUAUUGUAUGGUUAUGGUUGUUUAAUCGGAUAAAAGUAUUCUAAUAUAUACAAAUGCAUAUAUUGUGCUGGCUUCAAUUAUGGCCAGAAUUGUGCUUCGUCUUCAUAUCCUCGAGGUAAAUUAUGAUUGUAAUAUAAAGCUUGUGGUCAAUAUUGCAAAACGUGUGAUGCAACCAAUACAUAAUGUGCCACUUGUAUACCUGGUUAGUCUCCAUUAGAUAGCAAUGACCUAAAAUGCACAUUAAGUAACUAUAAUUAUUAUUUAAAGCCUGUGAACCAGGUCAUAAAACCUGUUAAUAUAUAGAUUCUAUCUAUUCUUUUAAUGAAUGUAUAGAUGGUUACGAGUUUUUAGAUUAAUAAUGCGUUUGUAUGAUUUGUAUCAAAAUUAUAGAAUGUCCAAUUAAUUGUAAAGUCUGUUCUUCUGGAAUAUGUACAUAAUGUAAGUGGCCUUACACUUUAAAAAAGUCUUUGUGUUUUGAAGAUAGAAAUUGCAUGCAAUAUGAUUAUAUUUAUGAUUCUAAUGGAGACCCCAUUGGAACAGAUUGCAAAUAAUGUGAUGUUGGAUAUUUUAAAAAAGGAACUCGAUGUUCUUGUAAUAAUAUAAUUUAUAAUUAGCUUGUUAAAAUGAACCAGGGUUAGAGAAAUGCUUUAUUUGUCAUAAUGCAAACGAAUGCAAAAGUUGUUUUGCAACACACUAUUUAACUGCAGAUAAAAAGUGUGCACCUUCUACAGUUGGAUGCAAUUCUCCAUGUCAAACUUGUUUAGUAACAGAUCCAAAUUAUUGUACAACCUGUUAUUAUCAAUAUAAACUAACGGCAAGAAUUAUCCCUGGUUAAUGUGUUUGUGAUUAAAUUGAAGGAUAUGCACAAUUAAAUGGAAAUUGCGUUUUAUGUACCACUGGAGAUUGUUAAACAUGUACUUUAACAUUUGGAGAUUGCACUUCAUGUGACCCAUUAAGAAAUAGAUCACUAAUUGGAAAUACUUGUCCUUGUAAUUAAGGAUAUUAUGAUACAGGAUUAUAGGAUAAGAUUUGCUAAUGUAAUGAAAAAUAUACUAAUGUAGAAUGUUAUGCUUCAUGUUAUAAUUGUUCUGGACCAUUUGAUAGUGAUUGUACUGAUUGUGGUGAUCCAAAUAUUUAUCACAAAUAGUUAGUUAAUGGUAAAUGUAUUUGUGCCUUAAGAACAAUUGAAAUUAUCUAAAAUGAUGGGUCAACAUUAUGUCAAUGUAAGAAUACUAUAAACAAUCUAGCUUGUCACACAAGAUGUGAGAAAUGCCAAUUACCAGCUGACAAUACAUUAAAUUAAUAUUGUACAAUGUGUAUAGCAGAACAAAAUAGAGUUGUAUCUGAUGAUUUGAAAUGUAUUUGUAGAAGCGAAUAUGGAGAAGACGGAAUUCAGGAUGUUUGUUUUAGUAUAUCUUCAAAAUUAAUUCUAAGAAUGCCAUUAUUCUUGUCUUAGAUGCAAUGGACCAUCAUAAUAUAAUUGUACAGAAUGUUCUAUUGAAAAUCAUCGUUAUUUAACUUCAGGCGAUGAAUGUUUAUGUUCCCCAGCUUAUUAUGAUUCUGGGAGAAACGAAGUAUUUUGCUAUUGUAACAAUGAAAAUAAAAUUUAGUGUCUUGUCAUCAUUCAUGUACUAACUGUCUUACUGCUGAAGUAGAUUCUUGUACAACUUGUCCUUCAACAAGAGGACCAGACGGUACAGGUCCAACAUUUAAGUGUUUAUGCAAGGAUUCCCACUAUUAUAGUGAUGAAUCCUAAUUAGAAUGUUUGGAAUGCCAUUUUUCUUGUAAAACAUGCAAUGGAAGUGGAAAUACGAAUUGUUUAACUUGUGACUUGAACUACAGAUAAUUAAUAUAAUCGAAAUGUGAUUGUCCUUAUGAGUACUAUGAUGUAGGUCAAUUACAUUGUCAAAGUAAAAAUAAUGAUAAUUAUAAGAAUGCCAUUACACAUGUAAAACCUGUUUUGAUUUUCAAUUCAAUAAUUGUAUCACUUGUUCAAUUGAAAACAAUAGAAUAAUUAAAGGAAAUUUAUGCCUAUGUAAAGAUGGGUAUUUAGAAAAAUAAAUAGGAAGCUAGAUGUGUAUAAGUAAUCAAAUAUAAAUGAAUUAUAGAAUGCUCAUAUCGAUGUGCUUCAUGUAGUGGAACAAUAAAUAAUUGUAAUACUUGUCCAGAUUUCUCAUUUCGAAAUCUUGGAGUUGACAAUUCUUGCUCUUGUCCCUCAUAAUACUUUGAUUAACCUGAAAAUCCAAUAUGUACUGGUAAAUAUUUCAAUUCAAUUUAGCUUGCCAUAACACUUGCUAGACAUGUAUUGGAAGUUAAUCAAAUUAAUGCACAACUUGUGAUAUAUCAAUUGGAAGACAAUUAAAUAAUUAGGGCGAGUGUAAGUGUGCUUCAAAAUAUUUUGAUGCCGGACUUGCAGAAUGUUAAGGUAUGAAUCCAUUACUUUUUUUAGCUUGCAGUAAUCUUUGUAUUGAGUGCAAUACCUCCUCAACCAAUUGUACCUCUUGUCAAGCAGAAAAAUAUUUAAAUGGAACCACCUGUUAAUGCAAAACUAAACUUUAAGGCUUAUCAGUAUCUACAUAUUAAAAUUAAUAAAUUUGUUCAUGUAGUCAUCUCAAUUUAAAAAUAGCUUGUCAUUACUCUUGUUUGAGUUGCAAGGGACGUUUCUCUUCAGAUUGUAAUUCUUGUUGGGACUAAGAUAUGAGAAACCUAUCAGGUACAACCUGUAUUUGUUAGCCCGGUUACUUUGAUGCAGGGAUAUCUAAAUGCUCUUGUACUAUUUAGAGUUUAUAAUAGAAUGCAAUUUUAGUUGUGAAACUUGUGCAGUUUUAAAUACUUAAUGCUUGUCUUGCCCUUCUUAAAGUUUAAGAGUAUUAAAACAAUUCUAAUGUUUAUGCCAAUCAGGCUAUUACAGUGAUGGAAUUAAUAUAAUUUGCUAGAGUAUAUAUAAAAUUAAGUUUUAGAAUGCCAUUAUUCUUGUAUGACUUGUUAUCAAUUAGCUACAAAAUGUGAUACAUGUUCAGCCACAGCUAAAAGAUAAUUCAACAGCAUUCUAAACUCUUGUUUUUGCAAUGAUUAUUAUUAUGACAAAGGAGUGGAGGUUUGUGAAAAAUGUCAUUAUUCCUGUUUUAAUUGCUAAGGUUAAGAUUCAAAUUAAUGCACAACCUGCAUAGAUUCAAAUAUUUCUUUUAGGGUUUAUAACGGUGGAACUUGUUAAUGCUUAAUGGGGUAUUAUGACGAUGGAUCAUCAGUCAAUUGUAAGAAAUGCUUUAUCAAAUGUGCUACUUGUUAGAUCUAAUCAAUUUAUUGUACUUCAUGUCCAUUUACAAGGCAUUUGAAUGGGAAUUAAUGUGAUUGUGAUUAUGGUUAUUAUGAAACUGGACAAGAAAAGUGUUCUAAGUGUGAUCAGAGUUGUAUAAAUUGUAUUAUUAAUUCUAUUACAUGUACUGAUUGUGAUUAAUCAUAAUUACGAGUUUUAAACAAUUUAACUCUAAAAUGCUAGUGCUAAAAUGGCACAACUGAAAUUAAUGGAGUUUGUUAAUACUGUGAUAUUUCUUGUAAAACAUGUUUAAACACUGUGAUUAAUUGUACAUCUUGUGGUUCAAUGAAAAAAUUAUAAAACAGUACCUGCAUAUGCAUUGAAGGCACAUAUGAAAUAGAGGUCAAUAAAUAAUGUUUGUUAUGUGAUCAAACAUGUAAGACAUGCAUCAAUCAAGCAAAUUAUUGUUUAACUUGUUCAGAAGAAAAUUUUAGAAUACUUAAUCCUGAAAAUAUAUGUAUUUGUAAGUAAGGAUAUUUUGAGGAUUCUUUUAAUUAAUGUAUUUAAUGUCAUCAAUCUUGUCUCACUUGUUAAGGCAAUUCUAAAUUUUGUUUAUCUUGCGAUCCUGCACUUUACUUAUAAUUAAACUAUUUAAAUUAAUGUAUUUGCUCUUCUAGUUAUUAUUUUAAUACUUCAAUUAAGAAAUGUGAAGGUAUUUCAUUUUAUAUUAUUAAUCGUAGCAUGUGAUGUAUCAUGUAAAGAAUGUUAAAGUGUAUCAUAAUGCAUUGAAUGUGAACCUAUAACUAGGUAUUAUGAUGGAGAUACUUUUAAAUGUUAAUGUAAAUAAGGAUUUUAUGAAACCUAUCAAAGAACUUGUUAAUGUAAUGAUUAAAUAUAUUGUAGAAUGUGACAUAACUUGUAAGGCAUGUAUAAACUAAUCAACCAAAUGCUUAACAUGUGAAUCUCAGUAUUUUAGAAUUUUUAAUAAUUCUAACAAAUGUCUUUGCUUAGAAGGCUACUUUGAUGUUGGGAUUGAAAUGUGUCAAAAAUGCCACGAUUUAUGUAAAACUUGCUAAUCAUAAGCUUCAUUUUGUAUGUCUUGUUAUGAGACUGAAUAAAACAGAAUAUUAUAAAAUAAUACCUGCAUAUGUAAAACUGGAUAUUUUGAUAAUGAAUAUCUGAUUUGUGAAUGUAAAAAUCUCUAUUUAUUUUCAUAGAAUGCUCAAAAGCUUGUUUAACCUGUUAAGGUAAAAGUGAUUAUUGUACAAGUUGUGAUGUCAAUAUGAAUAGAAUUGAUUAAUCUGUAAUUCAUAAAUGCCCUUGUUAAACCAAUUUUUUUUAAGAUGAAAAUGAAAUGUGUCAAAGUAUAUUUAUAAAAGAUCUAAUUCUAGAGUGUCAUAUUAAGUGUUAUGGAUGUAUAUAAAAGUCUGAUAAAUGCAUAAGUUGCAAGCCUUCCAAUACAUCUAAUAGAUUAACUAUUACUUAAAAUUGUGACUGUAAAGAAGGCUAUUAUGAUGAUGGAAUAUAAUUCUAAUGCUAGAGAUGCAGUUAUUAAUGUAAGACUUGCAUUUAAUCACCAUCAAACUGUUUAACAUGUUUUGGCAAUUUGAGAGAAGGAGUUCCUGCUUGUAAUUGUAAAAUAGGGUUUUUUAUAGCUCAAUAUUAGACUUGUGAACGUAUAUAUAUUGAAAUUUAUUUAGUAUGUGAUAAUAAAUGCAGUACAUGUGAGAAAACCCCAUCAAAUUGCACUAUCUGCAAAGGGAAUAGAAUAAACAAAUCGUGUGAUUGUUUAGAGGGAUAUUUCGAAGCUGGAUAACAAGAUUGUAUUUGUAAUAACAAUUUAUAAUAAUUUUAGAAUGUGAUUUUUAGUGCAUGACUUGCAGUGGAAACUAAUCCCGUUGCUUGUUUUGUAGAGGAGAUCGUACGAAUCUUCCUAUUUGCAAUUGUUAAGAUGGGUCUUAUGAUGAUUAUCAAAGUUUUAACUGCCUUAAAUGUGGCCAAUAUUGUAAAACAUGCAAUCUAGAGGGUUGUUUAACAUGCAAUGGAAAUAGAGCUUUAUCAGAUGAAAAAACUUGUGAUUGCCCUUUGGGGUCAAUUGAGCAUACAGAUUCUAUAUGGUGUUCAGGUAUAUGAAUAUAUUUACUCGACAUAGAUUGUGAAGUUGCUGUCUUAGAUAUUAGAUUUUCUGAUGAUUUACUUUAAAUCUAAAUAUCAUUUGAUUUUUCUUUAAAUCAAAUUUACUUUUAAUCGUAAUUUUAAGAGAAUAUUUGUUUGAAAUUUCUAGCUGAUGAAACUAUUAAAAAAUUAGGAAAUAAUCCAAAUUGCUACUUAGAUUCGGAAGAUGAGAAAUAAAUUAUAUUAUAAUUAGGUUCUAAUCCUACGAUACUUCCAGGGGAUUCAAUUAUAUUUAUUAAUUACUCUAUUGGUCAUAAUGAUUGCUAAAAUAAAUUAGGAUAUUUUGUUUUAAAUCAAAUAAAACUUCCUAUUAAUCUGAUAUAACCAACAAUCGAGUAUGAGAUACCUCAAUAUUUGCUGAAUCCAUGUGAUGAUAAUAUUAUUUUGAUUAGGUCAAAAAGUCGACAUGGUCUUCGAAGCAUGAGAAGCAUAACUUGGACAUACUUACUAAAAGGAUAAAAUGGAAAUGCUAAUUUAGAAGAAUUUGUUUUAUCACAAACAAUCCUAUAAUAAUUGGAUUUAAAUAUUCCAUUACAAACUCUCCCAAAAUAAUCUUAAGUGACUUUUGUUGUUGAAUUUCAAAAUUUUAUAAAAUUAAAAGGAAAAUAGCAAAUUCAAGUUUAAACUCAUUCAGGGUAAUUACCAACCAUUCUUUGGCAAGGAAAGAAAUAAAUGUAUACUUUUGAAAUAAUUUCACUAUAUUUUAAAAUUUAGAAAAAAGUUUGUUCUGAUUCAGAAGAAAUUAAGAAUGGUUUCUCUUAAUAUGAAGUACAAUUACUCGAAAUUAAUAAAAAUAUUUCAAAUUCUAGGCCAUCUAGAGUAAAUGUCUCUUAAACAGUAAGUGAUAAUUAUUUUGAAGCCAAGAUAGAAUAAUAUACGUUAUCACCUUAGACAGCAUAUACUUUUAAAAUGGAUGUUCAUGAGACUCAAACCAAUUUUUCAUCUUCCUAAAAUAUAAAAAUUGAAAUACUGCAAGGAGGUCUACAAUGCUAGUUUAAUGACACAAAAAGACUUUAAAAUUAUAGAAAAGACUUGAUUAUCAAUAUUUAUUGCAAAGAUCUUGAUACCUAAUAUCAAUGGAAUGAAGAUCCGGAAAUUAAAAUAGAAGUUAGCUGUGCUGAUUUAACAAAAAAUCAUUUUUGUACAAAUUCUAAUAAUAAUAAAAUAUUUUAAAUAAAUAAAACAGACUCUGUUCAAAUUGUUCCAAAACAAACAGUCAAACCAUAUAGUAUAUGGGGUUGGAAUGUUAUUGCAUCCAAAAAAGGGCGUUAAUAUUCAUUUAAAUAUAACGUAGUGUUUUUAGAGAAUGAUUUUAAAACUCUUGAUGUUUCAUAUAGUAAAGGUUAUACAAUUAGAUCAAUUAAUAGUUAUGAAACAUUACAAUUUGAUUUUAAUAUUCCUUUUGAAGAUAGAUAGUAUUUAUUACAAUAUCAAAUUGCUAUAAUUUAUAACUUUGAAGUUUUAAAGAUACUAGAGCCUUAAUAGUAUUCUUAUUGUUUUCGGUUGUUUGAUCAUUAUUAAUAGUUUAAUAAAGGAAACUAAUUUAAUUUAAAAUUUCUAGCUUAAUUUACAAAUGAUAUACUACCUAGUCAAUAUGAUUUAUCAUUAAAUUUAAACUAGCCUCCUAUUUGCUAGGUUAAGUUAGGUUCAAAAACCAUCUAAGCCUUAUAAACAUCAAAAAUUGCAGCAAAUUGUGAAAUGUAAGAAGACUCCACAUUUACAUACUAAUAUAGAUUCUUUUUAAAUAUAGAGGACUACAAGGAUUUUUAAAAGUAACAUUCAGAUUUUUCUUUGAUUCUUAAUUGUUUUUAAUAAUCUAAUGUUUUUGAAAUAUAUUUGCCUAAUAGUUAAGGAGUUGUUUUAAUUUAGAUUAUGGAUUCAAAAGGAUCAAUUACAAAUAUUGAAUCGUAUUUAAAUGUUACCGAAUAUAAAUUAAAUUGUUCUGAUUUUGUCAUUAGCAAUUUAAAAUAUAAGUAGCAAAUUAUUUUACUUUUAGAAGUUUUGAUGAACCAUUAUGAAUAAUCUGAUUGUGUUUAAUAUUCUGAAAAAUUAUUCAAAUAGGCAAUGAGCCUUAUCGAUUCAGAUGACUUAUUUGAUUAAUUAUUGGCCCUUUAAACCAUAAAAUUAUAUAAAAGAUCUAUUAUUAAUUUCAAAAAUUUAAAUUCCUCUAAAAGAAACCUAGCUGAAAUUGACUAAAAAAGUUGCUAUGAUAAUCAGACAAAACUAAUAUUAUUUAACCAUCCUUAAAUUUAAAAUGAUACCUCAUAUAACAUUAUAACUGUUACAAAAGAAUUUAAUAGGAUAAAAAAUUUCGCAAAAAAAAUGAUCCUGGCAAAAUCAAAUUUAGAAAAUCAAAUCUAAUAAGAUGAAAUUUUUAUGAAUGAACUAUUAUUUCAAUAUAAGUAAUCCAUUUCCAAUUCAUUGGAUUCUAUUAUGCAAUAGGUAGAUGAUCUAUUAACCAAAAUACCUUUGAUUUCCUUUAGAUCUGAUAAUAAUGAAGAUUAAAUAAUUUCACUAGUAGAAAAUUUACUCUAUCUAAUCAAUGAUAUUGCGAUUCAUGAAAGUGAAUAAGUAGAAGUAAAUGGCUAAUAAUUUACUCUAAAUGGCUCAUAUUUAAAAUAUCAAAUCGCUAAAAUAACCAAAAAUAUUUUUAAUUAAUAAUUAGGUCUAGAAAACGAUUUGAUGGAUAGCUUGAUAGUAUUUGUCUAAAAAGAACAGUUGGAGAUUCAUUUCAAUUAUUUAAAUAUCUCUAAAAAGCACAUAGAUGAAUUAAAAAUCUUUUUGAAUUCAUCUCAAUUGGAAAUUGAUCAACAAUUCUACUCAAAAACAAAAGUAUAAAACUAUCUUUACAAAAAAUCAUAUAUUAAUUAUGAAUAAUUAAAUACUAAUUAUGUUGUUGAUAUGACUCAAUACUUUUACUGCAAUGAAACAAAUUUACCUGCAUAUAAUUUCUAAUGUGUUUAGUAUUCUAAUAAUGGAUAACUCUAUUUGUGUGACCUAUUAAUUUAAGAAAAUAAUCUUAAACAGUAUAUUUAAGUUUCUUGUUAAUGUUAAUAUUUGGGAACUAUAUUUUUAACUAGAUAAUUAAUUGAAAUCGAAAACACAACAGAAACUUUCUCAUUUUCUUCCAUUUCGUAAAAUAGUGAUGCUAAUUGCGAUUUACAUAAUUAACCUUUUCUAUUAUUUCAUGGUAUUUACAUUAUCUUUUCAAUAUUCAUGUAUUAUGAGUUGCAAAAAUUAGAAUUGUUAAAGAGUAUUGAUUCAACUCCCUUCAAGAAGAUUUAAAAAUAGAUUGUCAUAAGAUUCUAUAAUUUUCAAAACAUUUUAAGAAUUUAUAUAAAGUCUGUAAAAGUAAGAAUUAAAUUGUAUUAUUAGUUUAUUCAUGAAAUUAUUUGUUUAUUUUAUAGUGAGGACCAAACAAUUACAAGAAGUUAUCGAUUCCUUAAGUUUUCUAUUUUUUUAAGUAUAUUAAUCCCAUUAUCAUUUUUUGAAACUAUUUUUAUGGGAAAAGAGACUUUUACUAUUUUUUUGAUUAUCAAUUAUUCACUGUUGUUGUUUUUAAGAAUGAUCUUUAAGAUAUUUGAAGCAAUUUAUAGAUUUAAAGGAACAUGCAAGUCCUUCGUAAUAAUAUCGUAUAUCGUCAUCCAUUUUUCAUCAUACUAUUUAUUAAUUUAUCAAAUCAAGUAAAUAUUAAAAUUUAUGUAGAAAUAAAUGCAACACAGAGUUUAAUUACAAUAUGUUAAUUUUAAUAGGAAACACAAUCAUAUUGAGUUAUGCAUUUUUAGAUCUAAUUUUGAUUUUUCUAAGAAUCCUCCUUUACGUUUCUAUUGCUACAAUAAUAAAAAUAUACUAAUUAGAUCCAUUAAAAUAAUUUAUCUAUUUUUUUAUUUAGUAAUAUAAAUUGGAUCAAAUAUUUUUGGACGGAAUUGACUUUUGA
Messenger RNA from Paramecium octaurelia, 9748 nucleotides. The record is from the annotation of a GenBank genome assembly. Lineage: Eukaryota; Ciliophora; Oligohymenophorea; Peniculida; Parameciidae.